Messenger RNA from Penicillium alfredii, 3786 nucleotides. RefSeq lists its product as uncharacterized. The transcript has 4 exons. The record is from RefSeq and is a predicted model, not a curated record. Lineage: Eukaryota; Fungi; Ascomycota; Eurotiomycetes; Eurotiales; Aspergillaceae. Gene Ontology annotation, cellular component: nuclear pore transmembrane ring. The coding region runs from base 1 to 3786 and encodes 1261 amino acids. Gene Ontology annotation, biological process: protein import into nucleus; nuclear pore organization. Gene Ontology annotation, molecular function: structural constituent of nuclear pore.
AUGAACGGUACUCCCCGCCUCCCGUCUGCCUUUCCUCAGACGCCCCAGACAAUCCCAAGAAGACGGAAGUUGUUCGAAACUCCCUCGCGAUCCCAGCCUCGCGACGUCCGAGAUGCUGCCAAGUCACCCGCAAAGUCACCCUCCAAGGCGCCAAAGCCAUCCUCGAACGCGAAAACGCCGUUGAUCCCUGUCGAUUUAAUCGAUGCGCCCUCCCAGCGACUGUACGUGGUGGCCUUUUACCUCGUCUUGAACGCCUGGCGAGUAUACGAAUCCUGGACUGCCGCCGAUGACUUGGAUUCUACUUGGCUGUUUCUGAAGUGGGUGUCAGUCGAUGGCGUCUUCUUGUUCGGUCUCCAGGCUUUGCGUAUACCAUGGCUGGAGUGGGCCUUUCCAACUACCCUGACGCUGUUCUUAUUGCAUGUGGUGGGCAACAUCUUUUUGAUGUUCCGCAUCCCGAUUCCGUUGGGCGCAUGGAUUUCGGGCAUGGUCAAGGUGGCUUACGAUCGCGAGUUGUCAAUCUCCGAGCGUAAAGUCAAACCCGGGGACAUUAUUCACAAUGCGUCGUUGAUCCUAGGCAAACAAAUCGUACACAUUUUGCCAGAAGGAUCUGCCGUUCUUAACCCGGAACGAGAGCCGCUUUGCCUUGACUCCCAAAGGAGCACAGUGAAUUUGCCCAUCCGGGUCAACCAGACAGAUCCGAUCUUGAUCGAGAUGUUGCGUCUCGAUCUGGGCACGGGUGAAAAUGAAACGAUGACGAUUCAGUCGAAGCAGUUGAAACAAAUGAAACGCCAGGCAGACAAAAGACACGGGAAUCUGGAGCCUGUAUCCCAUCGGGAUCUGUUCCUUCCCGUUCGAAAGACUGGUAUUUAUCGUCUUCAACGGGUGGUGGAUGAGUCACAACUGGAUGUGCACACGAGAAUUUCCGACGCGCUCGUGGUCUCUUGCCCGCGUGCGCUGAUCAAGAACUCACAUACUAACAAAUGCAAAGGCGACUUGUCCAACCUGGUUCUCGAAGUCGAAGGCACGCCCCCUUUGAAGAUCAAGUACAGUCGUCAGUUAAACCAUCUCGAUCGGGGGUUUUCCUUCCAAAACAUUCAGCCGGACAACCUGCGCUCCCCAUUGUUGAACCAGAAGGCUAGCGGUGCUCUUUUCAGCAUCAAGCAGCCGGAUAUCUCGUGGGCCAAGAGCCAAAAGAUCGAUAUCCCACUAAAUGAAUCGUUAAAUGUCGGUGGCGAAUGGUUUUAUACUAUUGAAGAAGUACAUGAUGCUUGCGGCAACGUCGCCAAUUACUCCACUAUCUUCGACGACGCAGAUCGGCCAUCGACGAAGUCACAGUCUCAAUGGCACCAGUUCUCUGUCCAUGAACGCCCGCGUGUGUCUUUCCUGGGGUGCAAUGACCAGCGUCCGUUAGAAGUCGCCCGGGGAGACAGUGUCAAUCUACCCAUCAAUUUCCAAUCUGUCGGGAACGGGUACAGUGGUGACACGCCAUUCUCUGUUGUAUACUCGUUCAGUGGCAGUGAAGCUGCGCAGAAGGAUGCGGCUCCGAGAGAUAGUCGGGUUCUGGUUCUGAAAUCGGUUGAUCAAAGGUCACCCAUCAAGGAGCCAGGUUGGUAUUCUUUGACAUCUGUCGCCAGUCAAUAUUGCCCCGGUGAAGUCCUCGAGCCUUCUUCCUGCUACCUCCACAACCCUCCCGAGCCGGAAUUGGCUGUGAAGUCCGAGAAGAUCUUCGACCGCUGCGCCAACAACGCUGUUGGCUUGCUUGUGGAUUUGGAUCUCACAGGAUCGCCACCGUUCCGUCUUCGCUAUAGCAUCGAGCACUCAAAGGGAGCCGUGACAAAAACCCAGAAGAUUGACGGAUUGCGUACGCAGCUCGACCUCACCCCGUCAGAGGCAGGCUUUUACCGGUACCGUUUCCUGGACAUUGAAGAUGCUGUUUACCCGCCGCGGUCCCUCAAGGAUAGAAUCCCGGUCCUGGAACAAGAUGUGAAGCCACCGGCGUCGGCUCAUUUCCUUGGCCCUAGGGAGGUGCGCAAGACCUGUUUCGGUGAAGCGGUCUCUGUAGACGUGUCCUUCCUGGGAGAAGCUCCUUGGACCCUGCAAUAUGAACUCGUCCAUAACGGCAAGAGAUCCAAGCAGAUACUGGAGUCCGAAGCCGAAGUGGCGACUAUCACCACCGACAAACUCCUCAGCGGGGGCGAAUAUACCCUCUCCUUGACUAAUGUCAAGGACAAGUCAAACUGCAAACGAAAUUUGAAAGAAAGCGUCAAGAUUGAUGCUCGAUCCAAACCGCCUCACGUCGCUUUCGGCCAAAUCGACAAGAAGAGGAGUAUUUCGGCUUUGCAAGGCGCCAGGGUCGACAUUCCGUUGAGGUUAAGUGGCGAGCGACCGUGGACAGUGAAAUACCGGAACGUCGACGUCAAUCCUUCGCUCAUUGAGAAAAUCUUCUGGGAAGAGAACAGCGUCUUGUCCGUCGAUAGGCAAGGUCUCUACGAGCUCUCCGAGGUAUUUGACAGCUCCUGUCCAGGAUCCGUUGACCAGUCCGCCCGGGAAUUCGAGGUAUCAUGGAUCCCCCGGCCUCACAUCACUGCGGUGGACGGCUCUCCCAUUGGGACAGCCGGCCAGGUUGUGAAGCCAGAGGUAUGUCAGGGCGACGAUGACACUCUCGAGCUUCGGCUCUCUGGAAAUCCACCGUACAGUCUCCAGUACGAACAACGACGGAAGACGACCCGUGGGCAAUCUUCGGCCCGGUCACGAAACCUGCGAACCGCUCUUCACGUGGCGUCCAUGGAAAUGGAUACUUCUGAGCCUGGCCAAUACACGUACAAGUUCUCUGAGGUUGGCGACAACCUUUACGACCAUGACCCGAAGAGUAGCCCGCUGGUGGUGACGCAGCAGGUGAACUCGCUUCCGUCUGCUAAAUUUGAUUCUCCCGGGCACAUCUAUGGUUUCUGCAAGGAGGACAUCAGCGGCGAGGAAUCCAUCCCAGUUACGCUGGAGGGCACUCCACCGUUCUCAUUGGAGAUCACGAUCAAGCACCACUCCAACGCCAAACCGGAGAUUGUCACGAUUUCGAAAAUCAAUUCCAACCGACACAACCUGGCCAUCCCUCGACGUCAUCUCGAUCUGGGUCAACAUGUGGUCAGCAUCCACAAGGUCCGUGAUGCACGGGGGUGUCAAAGGACCACCGAGUACGAUGCAUCCUCAGUGCGGGUGGCUGUUUCCGACGUUCCCACCAUCAUUCCGCUGGAAUCCAAGGUCGACUACUGCGUGGGCGAACGGCUUUCAUUCUCGCUUUCAGGCCAUGCUCCGUUCGAUGUAUUUUAUAGCUUUAACGGCGCCCAACGAAAAGCCACUUCCCAGAACACGAACUUCCGGCGGAUUGCCGAACGGCCGGGCGAAUUCUCCAUCACCGCAGUUAGCGACGGGGCCAGUGGCAAAUGCAAAGCACACAAGGACAUUACCAAGGUGAUCCAUGAGAUGCCCAGUGUUCGAAUCAGCAAGGGUCAGGUCUCGGUGGUGGACAUCCAUGAAGGUGGAGAAGCCGAGCUUCAGUUCGAGUUUUGGGGCACGCCGCCCUUUGAAUUCACAUACAUUCGAAGUUCCAAUGCACGCAAGGGGAAGAAACCCGAGGUGUUGGAUAUCAAGCAUGACAUUUCCUACGAGCAUCGCAAGUCCGUCAAAACCUCGGACGAGGGCACGUACGAGGUUGUGGCGAUCAAGGACAAGUUCUGUUCGUUCUCCUCGCAAGUGCCGACGGGCAAGUCCGACAGGGCAGCCGGGUCGUGA